Erythranthe guttata (spotted monkey flower) is the source of this 1872-nucleotide messenger RNA. It is a transcript of the gene LOH1, whose product is annotated as RNA-binding CRS1 / YhbY (CRM) domain protein. The record is from RefSeq and is a predicted model, not a curated record. Gene Ontology annotation, molecular function: RNA binding. NCBI's taxonomy places the organism in Eukaryota, Viridiplantae, Streptophyta, Magnoliopsida, Lamiales, Phrymaceae.
AAAUAAAUAAAUAAAUCAUUGCCAGUAAAUCUGCAAUUUCAUGAAGCCCAUUUCCGUCAUUUGUAAAAGCAAAAGCCCAUUUCAGAAGCCCACUUCCCAUUUUGGUGACGUCAGCCUUCAACACCAAAAAAAAAUUGCAGCCGAAUUGCUGCAGAAAUUAAAAAGGGCAAAAAUGGCGGUGAAAAAUUUAGCAUGUAAAUCCCUUCCUCUCAAACGUCUCCUCGCCAAUCCUCAAACCCUAUCUCCCAUUUCCCGCCACUCCGACUUCAUAUUUCAAACCCGCAGUUAUGUACAUACACGCGAAAUUUUGGGCAGAAUCGCCCCUAUUAGUAUUGCAAAGUGUUUGCAUUAUGAGAUUGGAAUGAAAAGAUGCAAUCUUGGCGGUGUUUCCUGGAUCCACUCGGGUCGGGUUUUGAGAAAUCCGGAUCCGGUGGUGGAGCAGAGCGAAAAGGAUGGCGGGCCGGGCGGGUCGGGCGGGGCUCCGGUUAAAAAAAGGAAGAAACUGAAAGGAAAGAGAGCUGUGGUGCGGUGGUUGAAGUUUUUCCGGUAUAAGAAGAAGAAAGAUUUCGAAAGAAUGACACCCGAAGAAAAAACCCUAUAUAAGUUAACCAAGGCUCGGAAGAAAGAGGAACGACUGCACGAAGCACUCCACAAGAUCGAGCCGAAGGAGUUGUCCGAGACGACGCACGAUCCCGAAAUACUGACGCCCGAGGAGCACUUUUAUUUUCUGAAAAUGGGGGAGAAGAGCAAGAACUACGUGCCCGUCGGAAGACGCGGGGUGUAUCGAGGCGUUAUACUGAACAUGCACUUGCAUUGGAAGAAGCACCAGACUUUGAAAGUCAUAGUGAAGACGUUCUCGCCGGACGAAGUGAAGGAGAUCGCUUCCGAGUUGGCUCGAUUGAGCGGUGGAAUUGUGCUCGAUAUUCAAGAAAACGAGACCAUUAUUAUGUACCGAGGGAAGAAUUACUCUCAGCCACCAACCGAGAUUAUGAAUCCCAGGGAAACUCUUUCGAGAAAGAAGGCUUUGGAUAAAUCAAAGUAUAGGGAUGCUCUAAGAGCUGUCAAGAAAUAUAUUCCGAGACUCGAGCAGGAUCUCGACUUGCUUCAAGCUCAGGCAGAAACUAAAAUUAUGACGAGUGAAGUAAAAGAUGUUGAUUUCGAAAGCCCUUCGAAUCAAGAAUUCGAGGGGUCCGAUAGGCUGAAAAAAUUAUUGGCUCGAAAUGAUUUCAAUAAAGAAAAUGAGGAAUCGAAUGUGGAUUCUGAUAUUCGUUCGGAUUCGGAAGCUCUGUCGGAUAUGUUCGAGACGGAUUUGGAGUCUGAAAACGAGGUGAAGGAAGAAAAGCCGCUUUAUAUGGACGAGUUUGAAAAGAUUCCGGCGGAUAGUGACGGAGAUGAAGAUGAUUUUGAAGAGCAUCUUCGACGAAUAUCUGCUGAUUCGAGGAAGGAGAAGAAUAGUGAUACAGAUGCUGAGUUGGCGGAUCUUGAUGAAAUUGAUAGAAUGGUUUUAAGGGCAGCUUCGCUUUUGAAGAAAAAGAGAAAAUAAUUCAUUGGUAUGUAGUGUAACUGAUUGUUGUUAUACGAAUAUAUCGGUGCAGUGCACUUCGUUUCUCCUUCGUGCAAAUUGCUAUGCGGUAAAGGCUAAGAAUUGGCUAUGUUUUGAGACGACAAAAAAGGGUUUAAAAUCGAAGAAUUCUCUUCAAUUGAUGAGAGGAUUGGAUUUCGACGUUCUAGAAAUUUUGUAGUUUUUACUUGGCGAACCAGUUAUCGAUAUGCUUAUCAGCUUAUGCUCUUUGAGACUUAACUCAGCUGUAAAAAAAUUGAUGGGUCCGAUAAAUGAUUGUUUGGUUAAGCUUAUAAGCUGUUAAAAAGAGC